AUGCAACCGACAGUGAGUGUAGUCAUGGACAAACCAAUGCCCGCAUUCUAUUGCUGUUACCUGUUACGAUCCAAAAAUCACAAGUCCUACUAUAUCGGCUCCACGCCGAACCCCGCCAGGCGACUCAGCCAGCACAAUGGGGACAGCAAGGGCGGCGCAAAACGAACGUCAAUGCAGGGGAUGCGGCCCUGGGAAAUGACAUGCACAGUCACAGGCUUUCCCUCCAAGUUUGCCGCGCUCCAGUUCGAAUGGGCCUGGCAGAACACACACUUGACUCGCCAUAUCCAGAGAGAUGUUCGAGUUGCUCGCAUCGAGGAGAUGCAGAGCCGGGGAAAGAAAACAACCGGUUCGCCAUCGAAACCCAGAGCACGGCCACCCAUGUCACUCAAAGCCAGGCUCGAGAAUCUACACUACUUGCUUAGGGUAAAGAGCUUCGUGCGCUGGCCGCUGCAGGUCAGAUUCUUUGCGCCCGAUGUGUUCACGCUUUGGGAGACCUACACGACAAAGAUGACGCCGAGGCUGCGGGGCAGCAUUUUGAUCCAGCUUACACCCGCGGAGCUACCAAUUGCAACACCUAAACCAACAGCAGAGAGUCAGGUGAUUGGGAUACCUAGUGUCAUUCAAGCAAUUCCCGUGGCAUACGAGGAUUGCAAGAUGCACGUUGAAAAGUCGAAGGCUUUGGUUGAAGAUGGGAAGACAUCUCGAUGUGGAGUAUGCAGAGAUCAAUUGCAUCCCUCGAAAUCACUGAUUCUCAUUUGCCCGGUAGGCUCAUGCCGAUUCAUAUCUCACAUGAGCUGCCUUUCGAGAAAAUUUCUUGCGGAAGAAGGAGUUCCAUUCUCUCUGGUCCCGAUCCAAGGUACCUGUCCCAGAUGCCGAAGUCCUCUUGAAUGGUCCACAUUGGUCAAGGAGCUCAGUCUCCGCACUCGCGGCCAGAAAGAACUUGAAGCCCUCUUCAACCCAAAGCGGCCAAAGAAAGUAGGCAGCGUCUCCGAGUCAGACUCAGUCGCACCACUAGAUUUCGAGGGCGAGGAUGAGUUGGAGGACACCUGGAUACAGGAGAUUGAUGAUGAGGAUGAUGACUUCGACUCACUGGAGGCCAAGCUCGAUAUGGUGGUGGCAAAGAAACCGCUAAAGCCUAAUGAUGGAUGUCUAUGUAAAUAG
Molecule: messenger RNA, 1161 nt
Organism: Lindgomyces ingoldianus
Lineage: Eukaryota; Fungi; Ascomycota; Dothideomycetes; Pleosporales; Lindgomycetaceae
Exons: 1
Coding region: 1-1161 (386 amino acids)
Biological process (GO): double-strand break repair via homologous recombination
Cellular component (GO): Slx1-Slx4 complex
Molecular function (GO): crossover junction DNA endonuclease activity; 5'-flap endonuclease activity
Source: RefSeq, a predicted model, not a curated record